CAGGGGGGAACGUUCGUUCAGUCCACCACACCGACGUCAACAGAAGCAGCCGCUGCCAGCAGGACUGCUCGGCCACAGCGUGUUAUAGGCUGUGGUAGGCCUAGUUUGUGGUGCCGUGGAUGGUACAAAGGAAAUCCCAGAUUCAGGGUGUUGCAGCCCUGAUCCCUAUCAAAAAUCAUAACACCGCCGCGGCCGCCACGUUUACCAGCCGGAGCCUCAAAUCAUGUCCCUUUGUGGUGAUAAAGAGGACACAGCCUGGUGUGAAGCUACAUUUAUUACGGAAGGAUGCCACCCGGGAUAUCUGUGGAGGCCAAGGGAAAGAAGACUCAAGGAUUUGUCUGCGGCACCCUCAGCCUGGUCCGCAGCUCCAGGCCCGAGCUGGAAGGCCGCACGCCCCUGGAGAAGAGCCUAACACACUCCUGGCUCACCUACCUCUCCACACACCUCUUCCGCUGCUCUACUCAUGAGGCCCUCAACACCUGUCUUCAGCACAUCAACAAGGAGCUGGAGAACCGAGCUUUCCUGUGCGGCUUCCACCCAACCAUUGGCGAUGUGGUGCUGUUCCUCGCCCUGCAUCCCUUUGUGGUCUCCUGGUCCUUCAUGCAUAAGGAGCAGUACCAGAACCUGUCCCGGUGGUUCAUCACGGUGCAGGGCGACAACACACUCUCCGCCACACACUCGCCGGUGCUCUUCUCCAGGACGACACUCUAUGGAGGCUCGGUUAGGGUCCAUUGACACUAUACUCGGCCCUCCUACUUCUUUUUAUUCCCUCUGAUAUUACUACUCUAUCCUACCUGUCAAUCAUUCUUGUUUCUCUUAGACUGUUCCUUUCUUUAUUCCUCAUCUUGGUUUUUCUUUCUCCAUUUAAACCAUCCCUUCUACUUCUUUUUCUUCCCUCUGAUAUUACUACUCUAUCCUACCCGUCAAUUAUACUUCUUGUUUCUCUUAGUCUGUUCGUCUUUCUUUAUUCCUCAUCCUAGUUUUCCUUUCUCCAUUUAUAUAAUCCUUUCUAGUUCUUUUUCUUCCUUCUGAUACAGCUCUCCUCAAUCAUCCUUCCCUUCCCUCAUAGCACAUUACAUCUUUUUUCUUGUUUCUUCCACUCUUUUCCCCACUACUUUGUCUCUCUUUCCUUUAUGCCAUACUUGUCCCUUCUGCUCCUUUUUCUUCCUUCCAAUAUAUACUUCUAAUAAUAUUGCUCUUCUUAAUCAUCCUUUCCUUACUUCAUUGCACAUUUCACCCUUUUUUCUUGUUUCUCCCACUCUUUUCCCCACUACUUUUUCUCUCUUCUCUUUCUGCCAUAGUUGUUCCUUCUGCUUCUUUUCCUUCCUUCUAAUACUUCUAUCCCUAUUGUUAUCCCACUUUCCUUUAGUAUAGUUCAGCUUUUCUUGUUUCUCUUGGUCUUUUUUCUCUCUCUAUUAUUCCUCCUCAUCAUCCUUCAACUUUUUUAUUAUUUCCCUUACUCCUUUCAUCUUUCUAUAUUCCUCAUUCUACUUGUUCUCCAUGGUUGUUUUGCUCUUCCGUUCACCUUCGUUUACUUCCUGCACUUUUCAUCAGCCUCUCUCUCUCUCUCCCCUUUUCUAACUUAUCUCCAUUCUAACACAUCAGCCAAUCCUCUGCCCCUAUUAUCCUCCCCGUCCUGCUUCACCCUCACAACCACCUUGCUCAGUGUCCCUCACAAUUGAAGGCACCCCCAAGUUUUCACUGCCUAUCUAACAACCUUGUGAAAUAAUUGUGAUGUUACAUAUUUAUUGAAAGGGAGUGUUUGAUGUGAUACUCUUUAGUGGACCACAGUCUUGUAUUGGGGUAGGAAAAAGGGAUCGCAAACCAUUUCUGUUUGUUUGACAGCUUUGUAGUAGUUCUUUUAAACAUGAAUGAGAUGGUCAGUGGGAGGCUCCUUACUCAAGACAUUUGUGUAAGUCUCUCUAAACUUUAUUCCCCAUCAAAGAUCACUCUUGAGACCAGAUUAAGUGGAUGUUACCAUUAAAAGCAUUACCGUUGAUGAGGUUUCAGGCCCCGGUCCGCCGCCGUAGAAGUGCUCCACAGGGCCGCUAACAUUAUAACAGUAAUAUCAGCUCCGAAAGUUGUCCUCAAUCCUCAUGUUUGUAAAGUCAUAGGAUUUACAUGUCUAGAGGUAUGAAUAUAACUGAUAAGAUGGCUGUGUGGAAGGCGAAAUAUUUAUGUGAGCGGGGGUGUUGGUGAGGUCACAAUGUUUUCUCUCAAGACUGUGGAUCAUCGCAAGUCAGACCCCAAGAGUAGAAAAUGGACUGUAAACAAAGAAGAAGAAGAACUGUUGACCACUUAUCCCCUUUGCCUAGGAAAUGGGGCGAUGGUCUACAAUGUUACAAGGAAGGUUUUAGAGGCAGUGCUGCAGGAAUAUGUCGAUCAUUGUCGUGUAAGGUCGUGACAAACUCCAGAGCGCUACCUAUACUUAUGCUCAUGAUUUUGUCCCGUCUUUGAGUAUACAGACAUUUUGAAUCA
This is a messenger RNA of Eriocheir sinensis (Chinese mitten crab), 2478 nucleotides long. RefSeq names its product eukaryotic translation elongation factor 1 epsilon-1-like. The coding region runs from base 286 to 735 and encodes 149 amino acids. Gene Ontology annotation, biological process: positive regulation of DNA damage response, signal transduction by p53 class mediator. Lineage: Eukaryota; Metazoa; Arthropoda; Malacostraca; Decapoda; Varunidae. The record is from RefSeq and is a predicted model, not a curated record. The transcript has 5 exons. Gene Ontology annotation, cellular component: nucleus; aminoacyl-tRNA synthetase multienzyme complex; cytoplasm.